CCGUGAAUGAACUAAACACAACUGGUUGGUGUAAUUCCUCUGCCGUCACAGCAGUCAGCUGAUUCAGUCACAUGACUGCCCGCUCUAGUUUCGGGCCAGUCCUGUUUACCGGGAGCCGUGGAAGUUGUUCCCGAGGAUCUGUUUCUACACGCAGGGAACCGACACGUUGAAGUUAGUGUUUAGGAAGAACAUGAACAGCUGAUUGUAGCGGGACUUCCGGGAAAAGCCAACGAUGCUUCUGAAAAGGCUCUGAGUCCGAAGCGCCGAGAAGCGUCCGCGUUGUCGAUCAAUUUAGGUUGUUGUUCAACUUCCUCGAGGAGCAAAAAUGAGUCCUGAGGGGAAGAAGCUGCUGAACAUCGUCAUCCUGGGCUUCGGCUUCAUGUUCAUGUUCACUGCCUUUCAAACAUGUGGCAACAUAGAGCAAACGGUUCUCAAGAGCUUCAACAACACAGAGUUUCACGGGAGUGGAUACACAAGCAUGGCCAUCAUCUACGGGGUCUUCUCUGCCUCCAACAUGAUCGCCCCCUCCGUGGUGACUGUGAUUGGACCCCAGCUCUCCAUGUUCUUCAGUGGGCUCCUGUACAGCGGCUACAUCGCCAUGUUCAUCUACCCGUACACGUGGAGCUUCUACACUGCCUCCGUGCUGGUCGGAGUCGGAGCAGCAGUCUUGUGGACGGCUCAGGGCAACGUGCUGGCCAUCAACUCCACCGACGGCACCAUUGGGAGGAACAGCGGCAUCUUCUGGGCGCUGCUGCAGUUCAGCUUGUUCUUUGGGAACCUCUACAUCUACUGUGCCUGGCACGGACACGUUCACAUAACCGACAUGGACCGGCAGACGGUGUUCAUCUCGCUCACGGUCAUCAGUCUGGUGGGCUGCUUCCUCUUCUUCCUGAUCCGGAAGCCCGAUCCUGAACCAGCUCCCCCCGAGGCGGCGGAGGUGCUGCUGCAGGCCGAGUCCACAGACAGCUGCUCCACGGCCAGCUCGUCUCCAGGCCUCUGGUCGCGUGCUCUGGAUGCUUUUGUGAAGGCGUGUAAGAUGUUCUCCUCCAAGGAGAUGCUGCUGCUGAGCGUCUCCAUCGGAUACACAGGUCUGGAGCUCACCUUCUACAGCGGCGUGUACGGGACGUGCAUCGGCGCCAUGACGCGCUUCGGCCAGGACGCCAAGAGUCUGAUCGGCAUCUCUGGGAUCUGCAUCGGGAUUGGAGAGAUCUUAGGAGGGGGCGUGUUCGGGAUGCUCAACAAGUGCCGGUCCUUCGGGAGGAACCCGGUGGUUCUGCUGGGCCUCGUCACGCACUACACAGCCUUCUUCCUCAUCUUCCUCAACAUCGCCAGCGACGCCCCCAUCGCCCCGGAGGAGGGGACGCACCUGCAGGCCUACAUCACCCCCAGUGUGGGCGUGGCCCUGCUCUGCAGCUUCCUGUUGGGUCUGGGUGACAGCUGCUUCAACACUCAGCUUCUGAGCAUCAUCGGCUUCACGUUCAGAGACAACAGCGCUCCGGCCUUCGCCGUCUUCAAGUUCAUCCAGUCCAUCAUGGCCGCCCUGGCCUUCUUCUACAGCAACUACCUGCUGCUGCACUGGCAGCUGCUCAUCCUGGUGCUGGCCGGCUUCCUGGGAACCGUCACCUUCUUCCUGGCCGAGUGGAGGGCCGAGUCCAGCAGGAGGGAGUCCGACUACGACAGCAUCUGAGGAGGAGGAGGAGGAGGAGGAGGAGGAAACAUGGAGAGGAGCUGGAGUCUGUGUGAAGAAACUUUACUGUCAAUCAGCUGAAAACAAACUGCUUUUAUUCGUGUGCAGCUGAGUUUAAAUCAAUAUAUUCUAUAUUUUCUCCACGAAAAGACUAAACCCAACAAUUAAUAAACGCCGUGUCUCAGCCGGAGCCAUUAGGGGCGCGUCACUGGGUGACGCGCCCCUUUAUACGCACUGUAGCGCCCAAUGGCUUUCAUCCGCCGCUGAAAGUAGUCCCCUGUUUGUGUGAUGAUAAAUCUACACAAGUAGAAGAAAGGCAGAUUUAAGUUUAAAAUGUGUCUCACAGACUCCAGUUUGUCCUCCAGCUGCAGAUCGUGACCUCGUGACCUCACGGCGAGCGUUUACAGUAAAAAGGGAUUCUUUUUAGUUUCUCUUCUGGUUCCCUCGUGACGCACCAAGUUCUGCUUUUAUUGGUUCAGUCCUCAUGAGGUCCAGCUGACUGUUUAUCUCCCGUGGACAGAUAACAGCUGGGCUCCGAAGAUCACACCAGAGGGCGAUGCCUCUAAGCGGUGAUGUCAUAGAGUCUUGAAGGGGCACUCCGGUGAUGUCAUAGAGUCUUGAAGGGGCACUCCGGUGAUGUCGGAGAAUGUUUUCUGUUAAACCUUUUUUUUUAUUUUCAUCAUCAAUCAAACGGACGAUAAUUUCUUUUAAUUCAACGUUUUUGUUUCUGCGACGGAGAUUUGACUUCUUCACAUUUAGUUUUGUUCGAGGCAAAAGCCCAAAUAUGCCAAAGGUAUUCGGUUUUAAAAGUAAACGUGAAUGGAAACCGCGGCGGGUACUUGAAGGCCUCACGGUGAUGACUGUAUGCACCCUGACCUGUGGACCACCGGAGGCCCUUCGGCAUCAAACCUGUGACUUUUCCCUUCUUACGAGCUGCUGUCGUCUCGCUGGACUUCUUAUUUCUCCUUAUUUCUUUUUUUUAAUCGCCGCUGUUGUAAACUGAUUUGAUGCCAAACCGACACUCAGUGCUAAAUGAGACUUUAUGUAACGUGGAUGUGGGAAACGAUAUCUGACAUGCUGAUUUUUCUUUUUGUUUACUUGGUGUCAAUUAUGAAUCGCAGCACAUUAGUUAAUUUAUUGCUCUGUGGAAAGUUUCACCAUGCAAUCGGAUGUGAAGGGAAACGCUCGUGUACUAUGAAGCUGAUUUUAUACUUGAAUGUGGUCGUUAUGAUUGUCACCCGGACUUUGGCUUGCUUGUUUUUAUUAUCAAUAAAAUAUUAUUUUGAACAUGA
This is a messenger RNA of Cyclopterus lumpus (lumpfish), 2979 nucleotides long. RefSeq names its product major facilitator superfamily domain containing 11 (gene mfsd11). Lineage: Eukaryota; Metazoa; Chordata; Actinopteri; Perciformes; Cyclopteridae. Bases 326 to 1687 code for a protein of 453 amino acids. The transcript has 14 exons. The record is from RefSeq and is a predicted model, not a curated record.